Messenger RNA from Haliotis rubra (blacklip abalone), 9173 nucleotides. Its product is annotated as ERC protein 2-like. Gene Ontology annotation, biological process: maintenance of presynaptic active zone structure; regulation of synaptic plasticity; neuromuscular synaptic transmission. Lineage: Eukaryota; Metazoa; Mollusca; Gastropoda; Lepetellida; Haliotidae. Gene Ontology annotation, molecular function: structural constituent of presynaptic active zone. The record is from RefSeq and is a predicted model, not a curated record. The transcript is spliced from 16 exons. The coding region runs from base 490 to 3723 and encodes 1077 amino acids. Gene Ontology annotation, cellular component: cytoskeleton of presynaptic active zone.
GGAGGGAGGAAAGAAGAUGGUCGCGGAGCGAGCGAUGGGCUAAGUGUCAAAUCAUACAAAAGGCGAUGUGGUGAAACAGCGUAACAGCAUGGAAACUAUUCAUUUUCGGAAUUACUACAUGUGGAUUAAUUUGAGGUUUGAUUAAGCCAAUACAUCGCGGAUCGCUCAUUUCGUGUUGUUUACACCAAAAAUGGCAUGAAUAAUGGAAUCGGUGCCAGGCAUGGCGAUGCAGCCUCCAAGUCGGGCAGUGCAUUGAGUCAUUAAUGAUAAUAAGGUCAUUGGACUUGUCAAUUUCGAUAUGAUCACAUCAUAUUUGCUUUGAAAAUCUCUCUGAAGUACAUUCACAGCAAUAUAAUGUUAGUUUUAAGACGAUACAAAGCAUUCUGAAACGAUGAUGAUCGCAGACUAAACUGAAGAAUGACAGGAAGUUGGGUAAUGAAUUCCAAAAUUCUUCUUUUUUGACGAGACCAUAACUUCAACUCAGAAACCAUGUUCAACCAAGGCUCAAGUCGACCUACGAGCAAGCAAAGCAAGUUUGACCAAGCUCUCAACCUCAGCAUGAGUAGAGCAAGUGGAGGUCAGCGCGACCUAAAUGUGGACAAAAGUCCUGGCAACAUUGGGCAGAGAAGUGCAUCUCUCGGUCGUGUCCGGGGCAGGACAUCGUCCGAGGGGUCGGGAUCAGGGGCUCUGGGAUACCAGCCAGGAACAAGCCGAACCAGCCCCCUAAGUCUUCCCAUGGAUAACUACAGCUCCCUCUAUGGAUCCACAAACCAGGGAUACAUCAUUGAAAAUCUUGGCAUAGCAGGUAUGUCCCUGUCAGGUAAAAGUCCCAUGGAGCCAAGCAGUCCAGGUUCAUCUAUGCACAGCAGCAGGACUAAUAGUUUAACUAACGUGAGGGACAGAUCGCUAGAUCGUCUGGACAGGGAACAUAUUUUGAUGGGUGAACGUUCGUUAGAUCGGCACAUUGACCGCAUGCAACUGUCCACCCCAAACAUGUCAUUUAAGGAAAGUUCAUUGGAAAGGGAGAAGCGAACUUACAAUCGUGAUCGAUCGCUUGAUCGUGAUCGAGAGUACCCUCACAUGGGAGCACGGUCUUUGGAACGGAGUGAGCAUUCUGUGGGAAGAUCUCGAUCCAAUGAAAGGAACGGGGACUACAUUCCCCCAAUGGGCCCAUACCUAUCUCCAAGCCCAACAUCACAAUCAGAAUAUAGGAACUCCCUCAUUUUUGAACUCCAAGUGCAGGUUUCAGAAUACCACAAAGAGUGUGCCAAAUUACAGAAAGAACUGGAAUCAGCCAAGGAGAAAUUAAGCUCCAGUAUGAACAGCAUUAAGACAUUUUGGAGCCCAGAGCUUAAGAAGUUACGAGCCUUGAAGAAAGAAGAAACUGCAAAAUGCAACCUUUUGAAUGAACAAUUAAAAGUAGCUCAAGCUGAAUUAAAGAAACAUGCAGGGGUGCUGCACGACCUGGAACUGAGCAGUUCCGGCAAAGAGCAGAGCCUUGUUGAUGUAGGGGAGUUCGACACCAUGAAGAAGGAUAAGGCGCGCAUGAAGAAGGAAAUUGUUAUACUCCGUAGAACCAUAGACGAGAUGGAACUCAGGAUCGACACACAAAAACAGACUCUGUCUGCUAGAGAUGAAAGUAUUAAGAAACUUUUAGAAAUGUUACAAAGUAAAGGUCUUGCGACAGGCAAAAUGGAGGAAGACCGUAAAGAACUAGAGACGUUAAAGUCACAUAUAGUCGAAGAAGAAAGAAAACGACAAAAGGCAGAAGAAAAAGUAGGAGAUAAAAUGAGAGAAAUCAUGAGGUUAAAUGAUGAAAUGAUGAGAAUGAAGGACGAUGUCAGCGAAGCUCAGUUACAGCUCAAACAGCAGCCUGCCAGUAGUCACACUAUGCAAGCAUUACUAGAGUCAAAGGAUUCCCGGAUCUCUGCCCUGGAGAAGGAGGUGAAGGAGCUGGAGGACCAGAUCUCCAGGAUAUGUGAGGAUGCUGGUGACCGUGAUCGCCGUGAUGGAUCUCUCAAAAACAGUCCCAGUGCCAAGGAUAAAGUCCUCAAAAAAGAGAUCGAGGACCUGAAAGCCAAUCUGAGUAAGAAGGACACGACGCUAACAGGUGUAAAGAUGAAGGUGGAGACGCUGGAGAGGCAGCACAUGGAACAGAAACAGUACAUCGCAGUGCUGAAGGAGCAGAUCGUUGCCAAGGAGCUACACACGGGCAUGCUGCAGACUGAUAUCGAGGACUUACAGGACAGGAUGAAGGAGAAGGAGUUUGCCAUAGACAAGAAGAGUCGGCAGUCACAGUCGGCCCAGGCCGAGAAACGACGCAUGGAGCUGGAGAUGUCAGAAAUCCGAGACCACCUGGACAUCAAAGAAAGGAGAGUCAAUGUCCUUCAGAGAAAGACUGAGAGUUUGGAAGAGUUGGUGAAAGAGAAGGAUGACCAGCUUAGUCAAGCGAAGAUGCGACUGUCUGCGACAUUCACAGACUCCAGUGAUAGUGCCAUAUCUAGUCUAGAGGAGUCUCUCAAUGAAAGAGAGAAGCAGAUAGAGAGGCUAAGGGAGCAGCGAGAGAAAGAGUUGACAGGGAACACACAAGAAAUGAAAUUAAAGAUAGAUCAGCUGGAACAACAGCUGAACGACAAACAGACGGAGCUGGUUGAGCUGAGAGCCGAGGCAGCAGAGUUGAGGUCCGAGCGCUUUAAGCUGGACUCCAAGAUGCGGCAACUCGAGUCUCAGCUGGAACAGAAGAAGUCUGAUCUGGAGAAUCUCCGCUCGGAGGUAGAGCUCAUGAAGACAAGUCGUGAGAAUGGCAUCGACUCACCGAAGCUUGGAGGAACCCUGGAGCGCCGGAUGUCUGACCAGACAGUGAAGCUGACCCACACACAGGACGACCUGAAGCGGGCCCAGGCCGAGGUGGACAGACUGCUGGAGGUGAUAAAGGAUGGAGAGAACGAGAAGAACGAGAAGGACAACCAGAUGAAGGAGAUGCAGGAGAUCAUCAAGGAAUACAAGGAGAAGAUGGGGACGCUGAAGAGGAACCAGCAGAGGGAGAAGAAGAAGAACGCAGAGCUCCUGGAGGUGGCCCGGAAGAGUGAGAAGAACAUGACCGAGGAUGCAACACAGCUUCAGACGGACAUGAGGGCGAAGGGCGAGCGUAUCGAGGAGCUGGAGGAGGCGUUGAGGGAGAGUGUCAGGAUCACCGCACAGCGGGAGAUGGACAUGGCAGAACAGAACAACCUGGUGGAGGAGUACAAGAAUGAGAUUGACAUCCUGAAGACUGACCAGGCGUCUCUGCAGCACACAAAGGCGGACUUGACGGCCAAAGUGUCCGGGAUGACCAAGCAGCUGGAUGAGAAGGAGGCUCGUCUCCGACGUCUGCAGUCUGAGCGACACAAACACCUGGAGGAAGUGUUUGAGAUGAAACAAGAGGCAAUCCAGGCAGCAAUAUGUGAGAAGGAUGCGAAUAUCGCUCUGUUGGAGAUGACCAGCACCAAGAAACAGAAGAACACGGAGGAGAUGGAACGACUGACCAAAGAAAAGGAGAAGUUAGCACAGCAGCUGAAGGAGUUGACCCAGAAUCGCAUGCGGUUGAUCCACAAAGAACACCAUAGUAGAGAGGAGAAGAAGAAAUCAAAGAAAUCUGCUGCCCAGAGAUUACGGUCAGCCACGCCGGAACAGGUAGACCCCUAUGUUCUCACGGCCCCCGAUGCCUCCCUCAUGGAUCCCUAGAGAUACUUGGCAUACUACUUACCUGACAACUGUCAUUACUCUCCACGUUCCCUCUGGGGUCUACAGAUCUGCAUAGCAUUACAUCCGUUCCAUGCACACACCGACUCCAUGAUAGCCAUUACUCACCUCGAAUAACUCCACAUCAAACUGUAAUAUGUGUGAAUGAGAAGAUGAUCUCUGAAAAGAUUUAGUUGAUGGCUUAACCAGCUAGCAAAUAUUGUGGAGUCUGCUGGUAUCAUCUGUCUGACAUCUGUAGAAACAACCAGUAGAAUUUACAGAUAAAGACCAUAAAUUGCUUUACUUAAUUCAACAACAUUAAUUCAAGGGCAUUUUUAAAUAUUGUGAUAUCAUGUACAAAGGAAAUGCAGCUUGUUGUCUCUGGCUGCUGAUCUGACUUAGACGAAGCCUUUCUUUUAUAAAUCUUAUUCCUCUCUAGCAUGUCUGGCAGAAAGUGAUUUUAUUAUUGUAUGAUAAUACGAGCUACAUGCAUAAUCAGCGUCAUAUUGUUGACAGUUCAUGUAUACAUAAUUGUUUUAGGUGAAACAUGUGGGCUGGGCCCAGGUUGUAUAUCUACCAUUGAGGAAUUCCUGCAUUGUGUUUACACACGUCUCAAGAUUUUGUCACAGGGAUCUGAUUUCAUUGCCUUCACCAUUUUCAUUUAUCGGUCCUGGAAAGAAUCAUAACUACAUUUUGUUUGGCUUCUGCAUUUAAACACUGCCUACAUUUCAACUUAGUUACAUGAUUCACCCUGUAUAGUCCCAUGGUCGUUAUGCCAUGGCUUGCUGGAAGGGAUCGCUAUUUAUUCCAUGUUUUCUAUUGAAUGACGUUAGUAUUAAUAAUACGAGUGGAAAAUGAAGACAAUGUCUUGACUCCGACCUAUUUUAAAAUAUCCAUUAAAAUAUAUUUAAAAUAUAUUUUGGAGUAAUAACUAAUUACUUUUUGACUACCCAUAUCACAUGUUCAUCAGGCAAAGAGGCUUAAAGGUGGAAAUAAAUUUUGAUUGUCUUGACUGAUGAGUCCCAAAAGUAUAAGACUUGUACUUUUCUCUGCCCACCGAUCCAGAAUAUGAACUGCAGAGACAUUGACAGAAAUAAGUUUCUGAGGUCUAAAAACAAAGAUAAAUGUAAUCAACUGUACACUUUCUCAACUGAAAUGAAUAAAAACAAUUAGGAAAAACAGGUCCUUAAGGAUUGCAACUUUUGUAUAGUACUAAAAAUAUUAGGACCACCUAUUUCUGUCCAAAUACAAUAGUUAAUGUUUCCUGCCUUGAUAGAUAAACAACAGUUUUAUGAAUAUAUAAAGUGUUAUUGAGUGGUAUGUUUGAAUUAAAAACUGGAUAUUAGGGUUGGCAAGUCUUUAGACCUUCAUGCAUAUGUCGAUCAGUGUUGAGUGAAACAAGGAAUAAGUAAUGAAUCCUUCCAGCAUCCACUGCCCACCUAUCACCAUGGCAACAGUACCGACGCCAGCUUGUCUGUCAUAGUGAUUACAUGUGUUCUGGAGGACAGGGUAGACAACUCUUCCCACCUGAAUAACAUUCAGCUGAUAAAGUCGGGACAUUUUAUGUUCUAUAGUUCUGUAGAUUUUCAAAUGGCAUAUAUGACUGGCAUUAAUAUAAUGCAAAACUUAUAUUGCUAUAAAAUCAAAGAUUAGCAACUAUACAUAUAUAUACAUCAAAAGUUUUCAUUCCAGAUAGCAAGUGUUAUCUGCUAGUAGGGCCUUGUGCAUAUAUAUUCUCAAGCAUCUUGUCUUUCCGCCAUUGCUGUAUUCAAAUAGAAGCACUUACGUGAUUCAUUAUCCAGUUAUUCAUAAUGCUUUAAGCCCUAGCUUACAGAUGUGCUGCAUUUACUGUUCCAUUUAGCAUGGCUGUUUUAGCUUCUGUUCUCAUGUUGUAUUUUGUUAUUGUGUUGAUUAUCAAUGGUGCUGAAUUUUGUCCAUGUCUGCUGUAGGCUGCUUAGCCAGUGCGUGCUGUGUGGUGAUCUCCAACAUUUUAGUUAUAUCGUUCUUUGCUCACUAUGUGUACAAGUCUUGAGCAUGUGUAGAAAGUUUGGGGCUGCGUGGCAUGCAGCUUCAGCUGACUUCCUAUGCCAUCAAUAAGCCGUUUCCGAAAAUUAAUCUUAGCACUCCGAAAAUAUACAUUGCCUUUCAACUUGACGCUAAACUCUAACCCAAUACACUAACUUGUUGAAAGAACAGAUGACCUAAGUCCGGUUUGGACAGCUGUGAUCAAGUUUAUUUGAACUGAAAUCUUCUGUCUUGUCCACAUUAUGGCAGCUCUGUUGCUGCAUGGCCUCCAACUGCCUUGUAAUUGUUACAACUAAUUCUUUCUCUGUGUUACAAGAGUAAUGAUGAACUGCUUGAUAUCUAAUGGUAUUUACAGAUGAACGUUUGCUCUGAAAUUUUGAAUGCCUAGAGUCAACUUGCUUGACUGUACUAGAUGUGAGCCAUACUCCGAUACACUUCGGGAUGUGAGCCAUGCCAACCUUACCUAUACUACAGACAGAUUAAUUAUUGUCGUAUGAAAGAAUUGGAUGGUCCUUAAUGUUUUAGAGUAUUAUGAAUGAGUUGGGUUUGUGUUAGUGGUGAGAUUACUUCUCGGAUCAGGCUUACAGAACUAGGGCUGUAACUAGUUGUGGAUAUGACACAGGUAUCGUAGCAUGAUGUCUUCUAGUAAUACACACAAUAUCUACAGGGCUCCAGAUAAUUGUUUUACGAAAUGUAAUUACGAGUUAUCAAUCACAAUGGGUAUUUUUGGGAUAUUCAUUAUAUUUUGAUUCAGUCUAUUGGGUGUUGAUAUGAUGUAAUUCUGCUAAAAUUAUUGAUUCAGGUAACUUCUAAUUUUCUUCUGUUAUGUUCAACCACUACCCACCACUGAUACAUGUGUUGGUUCAGGAAAAUCUAUUUUCAGCUGAAAGCAUAAGGUUGUCUUAUCGAAUGGGGGAUUCAGACAAUUCACAGAAUUGAUCAAUUUGAAAUAAAAUCGAUGGAAAUACGCGGAUCAGCAGAAAAUUGCCAUAACUGGUUGGUUGCAAUACGUGCUACAUAGCAUUUCUGCAUUUUCGGCUGAAAAAGGCUAAAUUAGUAAUACAAUAUGUCCAACACAAAAUAUAUGGGGUAAAGGUGAUUUUUGCGUAUUUUACACAAAUGAGCAGGUUAUCUGGAGCUCUGUAUUUUUUAAAGGACAUGCUUCCAGUGGUAUAAAGUUGAAUGAUAAUACCAUUUUCUCAGGGUGUUUUCAUGAAAUUGCCAGGAAAAUGGACAAAGGUCUCGAAUCUGGUGUACUACUUCAUGACGUCAUAUUAUGUGUUAUUUAUCAUAAUGCGAGCAUACCAUUAUGCUACAUACUAUAAAGCAACCUAUUAUAGUGUUGUGUCGUCGCAGCCCUACACUCCCAAAACAGAAAAUCCUACUUACUGUGUACAUUGCCAAAUCCAUACGAUCAGCUUUAACUGCAGAAUUUGGCUAAAUGUUCGGACAGCUAUCUGUGAUGAUGCUAAGUGUUCUUAAACCAGGAAACCCAUCCUAGUUCCUUUUAGAUGGUAUAUAGACAUUGUUUUAGACUGGUCAUUAACCAUUUGUGAUUGUAACUGAGUUUCUGUGAGGACAGAUAUCCUUAGGAGUGUGGUAAUCACUAGCGAUAGGUGGCAAGGAAGUAUUUUUAGAUUUGAUAUCUAAAUAUGUAUAAAAUCAAAGAGUGUUACUGCUGUUACAGUAAUACUAAUGGCUUCUGCAUCAAAUUUCAGUUGUUUAAUAAUCAAGAUUUUUGAGGCCCUGUAAGGGUUGGAAGAAAGCUGUUGUACAUCGUGUCUGACGUAAAGAGAUCCUGACUUGUAAAUUGUUGUUCUACAUUGCCAGUCAAUAAAUUACCAGUUCGAUAUAUGUAUAUACAAAGGUAUAUUUAAUGUUAAAUUGCAAUUAUUGUGAUGAUCUGUGUGUAUACUGAUAUGUGCAAUCGUGGAUGAUAUAUAUAUAUAUCCCUAGCAACUAGUGUGAUUGACUGUAGUAAGUACUAGCCCCUUAUGUCAAAUGCUCAGACAACUCAGAUUGAGUAUCGCCAUGGUUACGUCAACUUAUCACCAUGUUUCCAUGGUUAUGACAAGGUGUGAGAACCACUAUGUUUCCAUGGUUACUUCUGCUUGGUUUGUGUAUCACCAUGUUGCCAUGGUUAUUACAACUUUUUAUGUCAACCAUCCUGUUUCCAUGGUUACUCAAACUUGUAUGAGUUUUACCAUGUUUCCAUGGUUACUCCAGUUGGUAUGAGUCUUACCAUGUUUCCAUGGUUACUCCAGUUUGUAUGAGUCUUACCAUGUUUCCAUGGUUACCCCAGCUGAUAUGAGUCUCAUCGUGUUUCCAUGGUUACUAGACAGUUUGUUGUUGGGGACUAGUCUCCACAUAUCGGAAUGUAUUUAAUAACCUGACCUAACAUGAAAAAACUCAUUGAUGUAACAGUUAGAUUGUGACAGAAUAAAACCUGUAAUGACUGUGAUGUUCCAAAAUGUCAAAACUGUAGACUUUCGCUGCUGGAAUCUGUAAUUUUUCCGCACACUGUUCUCAGUUCAGUUUGCUAAUUUAAAAAAAAUGUCGCCUUUGAAACAUUUUGCCUUAUGAAUCUUAAUUCAAAAAUAGCAGUUGUGAUUAUAUGCAGUUACUUAUAUUAACAACACAUUAUGUGUUAUCUGUGUCAUACUAAACAGUGUCCGGCGCUAAUUCCCGCUAAGGGGAGAGCACUCUGUCAUGAUGCAGUUGUAUCAUGUAACAAAUUGAACACAGGCUGAUGUGAUAUUUAUAGCAAGACUAGAAUCAAAACAGAACACUGCUGGUUUCUUUGUAGGAUGUCCCGAUAUCAGGACAUCCUGAUGAACUGUAGGAUAUCCUGAUAGUGACUGCCUGGUGUUAUCAUUUCAUGGAAUACUUCAGUUAUCGUGGUCAUCAGUCUCACCAACCAUGUGUUAAAUGUUGAAACAUCUGUCUGUCUAAGAGGUUCUUUAAUCCUAAUUUGUAGGCAGCACUCUGUAGGUAUUCAUGUGUAUCAAGCCCACAUUUUCAUAUUGCUGAGCAGGCAAAAAUUAUUCAUUUUUGAUUCAUAUACAAAGUUUAUUGAUACAAACUUCACUUUUGUCAUAAUGAUGAUCAUAUUUAUUUAUGAAAGUUACCUACAAACAUUGUAUGUGGAAUCAAGAUUUGAACCGAGAUUUUUCUCAUUACUGAGAGAGAGGUCUUGUUUACAAGUACAGAGAGCAUCAAUCAAGUAUAUCAUUAGAGGUAUUGGUUAACUAAGUAGUGCCGAUGUUACUGAAAUGAUUCCCCCAGCAGCCAUGCAGUCCUACAUGUACAAUACAUUAUACUGAGUGUACUAGCUAUGUGACAACUGAUGACUGAUUUUGUACAGCUCUUGAUGUAUUGUUUAUGCAUGCAAUGAGCACUGUUACGUCAAUAAAAAUACUGAAAUACCA